Messenger RNA from Williopsis jadinii, 447 nucleotides. Its product is annotated as EF-hand. Gene Ontology annotation, biological process: actin cortical patch assembly; endocytosis; endosomal transport. Gene Ontology annotation, molecular function: protein binding. The transcript has a single exon. Gene Ontology annotation, cellular component: plasma membrane; nucleus; actin cortical patch. NCBI's taxonomy places the organism in Eukaryota, Fungi, Ascomycota, Saccharomycetes, Phaffomycetales, Wickerhamomycetaceae. The annotation marks the transcript as partial. The record is from RefSeq and is a predicted model, not a curated record.
AAGUUUAACGAGGACAAGCCUUGGAAACACCACUCUGAUCGCUGGACCAUCACAGACCAGGAGCGGAAAAGGUAUGAAGGUGUUUGGGUCACAAACAGGGGGUCAUACAUGGAUAUGGUUGACCCAUCCACGUUGAACAGCGAAUUGGACGUUCCUGGAGCUUUGAACACCGCUCUUAAAGCCACAAUGCUACCGAACGAAUCUAGCGGAAGCGAUGCUUUAGGGCCUCAGCUGUCAAAUCUAAUGCUAAAUGUUGUUGCGAGAGAGAUAUGGCAAAGGUCCAAACUACCAAAUGACCUGCUGAGACAGGUUUGGGACCUAGUUGAUACCAGACAUGACGGUACGCUGGAUAGAACGAGCUUCAUCGUCGGUAUGUGGCUCGUUGAUCAGUGCCUCUACGGUAGGAAGUUACCUAAAGCUGUUAACGACGAGGUCUGGAACAGCGUC